This is a messenger RNA of Anguilla rostrata (American eel), 8595 nucleotides long. RefSeq names its product DDB1- and CUL4-associated factor 1-like. Gene Ontology annotation, biological process: protein ubiquitination. Lineage: Eukaryota; Metazoa; Chordata; Actinopteri; Anguilliformes; Anguillidae. The transcript is spliced from 24 exons. Gene Ontology annotation, cellular component: Cul4-RING E3 ubiquitin ligase complex; nucleus. Gene Ontology annotation, molecular function: histone H2AT120 kinase activity; nuclear estrogen receptor binding. The record is from RefSeq and is a predicted model, not a curated record. Bases 329 to 5014 code for a protein of 1561 amino acids.
AACAGUAACUCUAGCAUAACUAGCGGGCUACCUAGCUGCAGCUACAUGUUACUCGAUUAACUAGCACGAUUUGAUAAAGCUCGCAUGCUAGCUAGUAAGCCAGAUGUACUUGCACAUGAAAUUUCUUGCCAGCUACAUUUUUUGGCUUUGACUAACUAUUUUCGGAAGUUGCAUGAGUUCGCAAGGUAGCACGCCAGCUAGCUAGCCGCGCUCCACACGUGAACUGAACAAAACAUGAAGGCAGUGGUGUUAACCAAGCUGGUGAAAUGACUGGCAAGCAUACAGAAGUUUGUAAACCCCCAGCGGACAUUUAAAUAAAGGCAACGCCAUGGCUUCACCGUCUGCCAGUGUGGACUCGAAGGCGGAGCUGACGGCCCUUUUGGAGCAGUGGGAGCGGGAUCAGCAGGGCACUACCCCGGACCUGGUCUCCAUCCUCACCAAAAUCUCGGAGCUGAUUGAGCGGGAAACAGAGGAGUACCACAAGGCGGACCCCGAUCCGUUUGAUGACCGCCACCCAGGAAGAGCCGACCCAGACUGCAUGCUGGGACACCUGCUCAAGAUUCUCUUCAAGAACGAUGACUUCACCAACGCGCUCCUGAACACGUACGUGAUGACGAGCAGAGAGCUGAACCUGAACACCGCCGCCUGCCGUCUCCUGCUGAACAUCAUGCCCGGCCUGGAGACGGCCGUGGUCUUCCAGGAGAAGGAGGGCGUGGUGGAGAAGCUGUUCAAGUGGGCGCAGGAGGCAGACCAGCCGCUGCGCAUCUACGCCACCGGCCUGCUGGCAGGAGCCAUGGACAGCCAGGACAUCGCCGCCAACUACCGCGAGGAGAACUCGCAGCUGGUCCCUCUGAUGCUGCGGCGCCUGCGGGAGCUGCUGGAUAAGGACGCCAAGAGCCGGCCGGAGUUCAAGCGGCCCAGCCCCAGGAAGUGCGCCAGCGAGCCGCUGCUCCCGCUGGACGAGGAGGCGGUGGACGGGGGCUUCCCGAUCGCCCCGUCGCCCCCGCGCAACGACGCGGGCGGGAGGGCGGAGGAGGAGGAGGCGGAGGGGGGGCGCGGGGAAGAGGAGGCCAACGAGGUCAGCAAACCCGACCCGGAGCCACUGCCCGAGCCGCUGCCCGAGCCGUCACUCAAAACAGGCUCCGCCCUCAAGGCCGGAGGCCACACCUCCAUCAAGCCGGCGGCGGAGCCCGUGUACCCGGAGGUGGGCGGGCCGGGCCGGCUGGAGGGCGGGGCCCCGGGCUGGAAGAAGACGGACAGGGAGGGCGAGCGCAAGGCCAAGCAGAAGCUGAACUUCUCGCUGCCCGAGCCCGAGCGCUCCUUCAGCGAGCUCUCCAACAGCAGCUGGUCCGAGACCAGCCCCUGGGUCAUCGGCAACAACUACCACCUGUACCCGCUCACGCCCGCCAUCGAGCAGCGGCUCAUCCUGCAGUACCUCACCCCCCUGGGGGAGUACCAGGAGCUGCUGGCCGUGUUCAUGCAGAUGGGAGCCAGAGAGCUGCUCAUGCACUACAUGGACCUGAAGCUGACCAAUGACGUGCAGCUCACCUUCGAGGCCCUGAAGUAUUUGGCCUCUCUGCUCCUGCAUAAGAAGUUUGCGGCAGAGUUUGUUGCUCAUGGAGGAGUGCAGAAGCUUCUGGAAAUCCCCCGGCCCUCCAUGGCAGCCACCGGAGUGUCCCUGUGCCUCUAUUACCUGGCCUACAACCAGGACGCCAUGGAGAGAGUGUGUAUGCUGCCCCACCCGGUGCUGGGUGAUCUGGUGGGGUACACCCUGUGGCUGCUGGAGUGCUCCCAUGCCUCGGGGGGCUGCCACGCCACCAUGUUCUUCUCCAUCUCCUUCGCUUUCCGCGCCAUCCUCGAGCUCUUCGACCGGCAGGACGGCCUGCGCCGGCUCGUCAACCUGAUCAGCACGCUGGAGAUCCUGAACACGGAGGACCAGGGGGCGCUGCUGACGGACGACGAGAUCUUCUCCAGCCGCCAGACGGCCAAGCACACCUGCAUGGCCCUGCGCAGGUACUUCGAAGCCCACCUGGCCAUCAAGGUGGAGCAGGUCAAGCAGUCCCUGCAGCGGUCAGAGGGGGGCGCCCCCGUCCACACGCAGCCCUAUUACAAGGCCUGCUCCUACACCCAUGAGCAGGUGGUGGAGAUGAUGGAGUUCCUGAUCGAGUAUGGCCCGGCCCGGCUGUACUGGGGCCCUGCUGAGGUCUUCCACAAGCUCUCCUGCAUCCAGCUCCUGCUGCAGCUCAUCUCCUUCGCCUGCGACUGGAGGACCUACUACGGCAGGAGUGACACGGUGCGCUACGCCCUGGACAUCCUGGCCAUCCUCAGCGUGGUCCACAAAACGCAGCUGCUCCUGGCCGAGGCCGUGGACGUGCUGGACGAGGGGGGCUCCACCGUCUGCACCGUGGGAAUGAGCAUCAUCUUGGGCGUGGCGGAGGGCGAGGUGUUCGUCAACGACGCGGAGAUCCAGAAGUCGGCGCUGCAGGUGGUGAUCAACUGCGUGUGCGCGCCGGACAAGCGUGUCUCCAGCAUCGGCAAGUUCAUCGCCGGGACGCCCCGCCGCAGGGUGCCGCAGCCCGCCAAGGCCAGCGAGAACGUCCUCACCAAGAUGUGGAACGUGGUGCAGUCCAACAACGGCAUCAAGGUGCUGCUGUCGCUGCUGACGGUCAAGAUGCCCAUCACGGACGCCGACCAGAUCCGGGCGCUGGCCUGCAAGGCGCUGGUGGGGCUGUCGCGCAGCGGGGCGGUGCGGCAGAUCAUCAGCAAGCUGCCGCUGUUCAGCAGCGGGCAGAUCCAGCAGCUGAUGAAGGAGCCGCUGCUGCAGGACAAGCGCAGCGAGCACGUCAAGUUCUGCCGCUACGCCGCCGAGCUGAUCGAGCGCGUGUCGGGCAAGCCGCUGCUGGUGGGCACCGACGUGUCGCUGGCGCGGCUGCAGCGCGCCAACGUGGUGGCGCAGUCCCGCAUCUCCUUCCCCGAGAAGGAGCUGCUGCUGCUCAUCCGCAACCACCUGGUGUCCAAGGGGCUGCAGGACACGGCCAACGCGCUCACCAAGGAGGCCGACCUGCCCAUGGCCCACCUCUGCCACGCCCCCUCGCCGCCCUUCGCCGCCGCCGCCGCCGUCGUGGUGGUGCCCGCCGGCUCCCCCGGGGCGGUGCUCCCCCGCACCCCCCGGCUGGCCAAUGGGGUGGCGGCUCGCCUGGGCGGGGCGCACACGCUGUCCCCGCUGGGCCACGCCCAGCCCCGCCCCCUGCCCGCGCAGGCCCCGCCUCCUCCCCCCCCUCCGAUGUCGGGGGCCCCCCCGCACGGCUCGCCGCUGAUCGGGCGCAUCAUGUUCACGCGGGAGCGGCCCCCGCCCCCCCCCUGCGGGCACAGCGGGAAGCGGCCGCGCGUCCUGCGGCAGAAGUCGGACCACGGCGCCUUCAUCCAGAGCCCCGCCAUGAAGAAGCAGCUGGACCGCCACCUGCCCUCGCCGCCCGCGCUCGACGGCAUCAUCACCGAGUACCUGCGCGAGCAGCACGCCCGCUGCAAGAACCCGGUGGCCACCUGCCCGCCCUUCUCCCUCUUCACCCCGCACCAGUGCCCCGAGUCCAAGCAGCGGCGCCAGGCCCCCACCAGCUUCACCUCCCGCCUCACCCGCCGCGUGCUCUUCCCCAAGUACGGGGGCGUGGACGGGGGCUGCUUCGACCGGCACCUCAUAUUCAGCAGGUUCCGGCCCAUCUCGCUGUUCCGCGAGGCGGAGGAGGACGAGAGCGGGUUCAUGUGCUGCGCAUUCUCUGCUCGGGAGCGCUUCCUCAUGCUGGGCACCUGCACGGGUCUGCUCAAGCUGUACAACAUCUUCACCGGCCAGGAGGAGGCCAGCUACAGCUGCCACAACUCGGCCAUCACGCACCUGGAGCCGUCUCGGGACGGCUCCCUGCUGCUGACCUCGGCCUCGUGGAGCUACCCGCUGUCUGCCCUGUGGGGCAUGCAGUCUGUUUUCAUCAUGAAGCAUUCCUUUUUAGACGACCAUUACGUGGAGUUCAGCAAACUGUCGCAGGACAGGGUCAUCGGCACCAAGGAGCACAUAGCUCACAUAUAUGACAUCCAGACCGGCCAGAAGACCCUCACCCUCAACAACCCCGGCCUGGCCAACAACUACAAGCGGAACUGCGCGACCUUUAACCCCACAGACGACCUGGUGCUGAACGACGGGGUGAUGUGGGACGUGCGCUCCGCCCAGGCCAUACACAAGUUUGACAAGUUCAACAUGAACAUCAGCGGCGUCUUCCACCCCAACGGGCUGGAAGUCAUCAUCAACACGGAGAUCUGGGACCUGCGAACCUAUCAUCUCCUCCACACCGUGCCUGCCCUAGACCAGUGCAGGAUGGUCUUCAACAACAAUGGCACCGUCAUUUAUGGAGCCAUGUUGCAGGCCGACGAUGAGGACGACAUAAUGGAUCAGCAGAUGAAGAGUCCGUUUGGCUCCUCCUUCAGGACCUUCGAUGCCACGGACUACAAACCCAUCGCUACAAUCGAUGUAAAACGGAACAUCUUCGAUCUCUGCACAGACACCAAAGACUGCUACCUGGCAGUUAUUGAGAACCAGGACUCCAUCAACAUGGACACGGUGUGCCGCCUGUACGAGGUGGGGCGGCAGCGCCUGGCCGAGGAGGAGGAGGACGAGGAAGACCAGGACGACGAGGACCAGGAUGAUGAGGACGACGAAGACGACGACGACUCGGACGAUGACCUUGACGACAUGGACACGGACCCCCUCCUGGCUGAGCUGGAGAACGAGAACGGAGGCGAGGAAGAGGAGGAGGACGGCGAGCACGACUUCUCCCCCUCCGACGACGAAGAGGUGGCCCGCCUGCUGGAGGCUGAUGGCGAGGAAGAGGAGGACGACGAUGACGACGACGAUGAUGACGACGAUGAUUCCGACGACAACGACGACAAUGAGCUCAUCCUGGAGAACACAGACAGUUCAGACAACUCGGACCUGGAGGACGACAUCAUCCUGUCCCUGAACGAGUGAACAGGAGCGGGCGUAACCAGGACGACACGGGGGACCCCCGAGACCCCGCUUCCCCAGGAGGGAGGAGGGGGGGGGGGGCAGAGGGUCCUGCGGGCUGACGCUCCCGGCGGAAGCGGAACUGACAUUAGCAUCUUGAGCGGGUGGAAGGAAGAGAGCGACGCGCGCCCACGCGCACGGAACACGCGGGGGUCUGAGAGGGAGGCGUGCGCGUGGGACGGCUCCAUCCCCCCCCCACCCCCCCCAGGCGCGGGAGCCGCUGGGGCUUUUUGGGAGCAGCCCCCCCACACGGGCCAGCCCCAGCACGCGCGGACCCCGGCGCACCUGUAUUAUAGCGUUUCUUAAAAACAAAAAAAGGCUUAGUUUUUUAUGACAUUAUGAGUGGCUUUGUCAGCGUUUGAGCAGAAGGUCUCCAGCGGUGGGGGGGGGGGGGGGGGGAAAGUGAAUGUACACGUAAUAUAUAUUUCUUUGAGUUUCAUUAAAAUGUGUUUGUGAACCGCUUUCUGUGGGACCCACGGUGUGUGACAGUCUCCGCUUUCUGGCGCCCGCGGUCCGCCCGCUUCGCGGUAACGGCGAGGGGAAGCGCGCGUCUGGCGGAAAACGCGGCGUUCGCGAGCCUCGAUCGUCCAGCGUGAGCUCUGGCCCUCACCGACACGUGCUCAAGAGCCCAGGGACUGCUGGGUAAAGCAUGCGCCUCGCCUGGAUUUUUGGGUCUAAACUGGUCGCUGAUGAAGAUGAUGGACUCUCCAGGACUAGGUGUGAUGGGCCGUGCUGAAGAGAGGGGUGUUUGUCCGCCAUGAAUCGAGCGCACGCACGUAACGCUGCUGGUUUCCGAUUGCCGUUCAGUGCCGUCGGAUGAGCGAGACGUGUCACUUCCUGUAGCUGAAGCUACGCCCCAUUUUGGCUCCUCCGGUCCCCGCCUUCUCCUGCUACGUGGUUCCCUGUUUGCAGCCGUGGUGCGCCACACCGCCAUAUCGCUAUACAGAGGCCGUUGGACAUCUCAGGAUUUUACAGCACAUUUUCACGUCAGAACAGAAGUGUUAAAAAGAAAAAAACUGCCCCUUUUAUAUUUUAGCAUUUCAAAUUUUCUUACACACACGUCCACCGAUAAUUAUUCAGUGAAGUUCCGAUAAUAAAGCUGCUCGGGUGAGUCACUGAGCGUUUCUCACAGUGGGGAACACUGGAGGGCCAGAGUGAGUCAGAGAGCGUUUCUCACAGUGGGAACACUGGAGGGCCAGAGUGAGUCAGUGAGCGUUUCUCACUGUGGGAACACUGGAGGGCCAGAGUGAGUCAUCGAGCGUUUCUCACAGUGGGAACACUGGAGGGCCAGUGAGUCAGGGAGCGUUUCUCACUGUGGGAAACACUGGAGGGCCAGAGUGAGUCAUCGAGCGUUUCUCACAGUGGGAACACUGGAGGGCCAGAGUGAGUCAGUGAGCGUUUCUCACUGUGGGGAACACUGGAGGGCCAGUGAGUCAGUGAGCGUUUCUCACUGUGGGAACACUGGAGGGCCAGAGUGAGUCAUCGAGCGUUUCUCACAGUGGGAACACUGGAGGGCCAGUGAGUCAGUGAGCGUUUCUCACUGUGGGGACACUGGAGGGCCAGUGAGUCAGUGAGCGUUUCUCACUGUGGGAACACUGGAGGGCCAGAGUGAGUCAGAGAGCGUUUCUCACUGUGGGGAACACUGGAGGGCCAGAGUGAGUCAGUGAGCGUUUCUCACUGUGGGAACACUGGAGGGCCAGAGUGAGUCAGUGAGUGUUUCUCACUGUGGGAACACUGGAGGGCCAGUGAGUCAGUGAGCGUUUCUCACUGUGGGAACACUGGAGGGCCAGUGAGUCAGUGAGCGUUUCUCACAGUGGGAACACUGGAGGGCCAGAGUGAGUCAGUGAGCGUUUCUCACUGUGGGGAACACUGGAGGGCCAGAGUGAGUCAGUGAGCGUUUCUCACAGUGGGGAACACUGGAGGGCCAGAGUGAGUCAGUGAGCGUUUCUCACUGUGGGGAACACUGGAGGGCCAGAGUGAGUCAGUGAGCGUUUCUCACAGUGGGGAACACUGGAGGGCCAGUGAGUCAGUGAGCGUUUCUCACAGUGGGGAACACUGGAGGGCAGAGUGAGUCAGUGAGCGUUCUCACUGUGGGAACACUGGAGGGCCAGAGUGAGUCAGUGAGCGUUCUCACAGUGGGGAACACUGGAGGGCCAGAGUGAGUCAGUGAGCGUUUCUCACUGUGGGGAACACUGGAGGGCCAGAGUGAGUCAGUGAGCGUUUCUCACAGUGGGGAACACUGGAGGGCCAGUGAGUCAGUGAACGUUUCUCACAGUGGGAACACUGGAGGGUCAGAGUGAGUCAGUGAGCGUUUCUCACAGUGGGGAACACUGGAGGGCCAGUGAGUCAGGGAGCGUUUCUCACAGUGGGGAACACUGGAGGGCCAGAGUGAGUCAGUGAGCGUUUCUCACAGUGGGAACACUGGAGGGUCAGAGUGAGUCAGUGAGCGUUUCUCACUGUGGGGAACACUGGAGGGCCAGUGAGUCAGGGAGCGUUUCUCACUGUGGGGAACACUGGAGGGCCAGAGUGAGUCAGUGAGCGUUUCUCACUGUGGGGACACUUGAGGGUCAGAGUGAGUCAGUGAGCGUUUCUCACUGUGGGAACACUGGAGGGUCAGAGUGAGUCAGUGAGCGUUUCUCACUGUGGGGAACACUGGAGGGCCAGUGAGUCAGAGUGAGUCAGUGAGCGUUUCUCACUGUGGGGAACACUGGAGGGCCAGAGUGAGUCAGAGAGCGUUUCUCACUGUGGGGAACACUGGAGGGCCAGUGAGUCAGUGAGCGUUUCUCACUGUGGGGAACACUGGAGGGCCAGUGAGUCAGUGAGCGUUUUUCACAGUGGGGAACACUGGAGGGCCAGAGUGAGUCAGUGAGAGUCUCUCACUGUGGGAACACUGGAGGGCCAGUGAGUCAGUGAGAGUCUCUCACAGUGGGAACACUGGAGGGCCAGUGCAUUGGAUGGCUUGGUUUGUGGCACACAUUUCAUUCUGUUUUAGCAAAAACUCAGAUGUCAUGUUAUGAUUAUAAAAUGAGUUUAAAAAUGCAGUCAUUACAAGAGAUCAUUUCCAGUAAAAUGCCUUAAUCAGCUGACACCUUGGAGUCUAAGUUUUGCAUGUUUUAAUUUGACUUUUACUGACAGUAUUAUUUAAAUGAACUUAAAACACCGGCCCUAAUCUGUAAUUGCUCACGUGUUCACAAAUCCAAGGGGCCAGUAGGGGUCAGUGUUAGACUGUUAAUUAUAACAGAAAUAAUAGGGGGGCUGCAGAAUUAUUGUUUUGGCUUUUUGGUGACUUUCUGAGUUAAGUGGAGAUACUCAUUAAAAUUUCAGUUUUGCAAAGGGAAUACUAGUUUGUGGAGAAAGUGUGUUGAAGUGCAAGUCUUAAUUUCACAAAUAGUUCUCUUAUCUUGAGAGGAUAUGCUUGUUUUGACUUUUUAAUUAUAGAUUUUAUAAAAGCCACAAAUGUAAAGGUAUUGAAAAUGGCAAAUGUACAACCUGUAUCUAAUCUAUUUUUACUAUAAAAAAAUAAAAAAAUAAAAAUGUUUUCUUUA